UCGAGCCAACUCUGAAAACUCAAAAGCUCCAGCGACACAACGCUUUCACUCACCCAAACACAGAGAAAGAAACGAAGAAAAGAAGAAAAAAAAAUAAUGAGCGAAGAAAAUUUGGAAGAAUGGGACGCCAGUUUCCUGGAGGAACUUAUCCAAGUUGAAGAACUCGCUCUCUCUUCCUCUUCUGUUACCCAGAACAACCCUCCUUCUUCCUCUUAUUUACGGCCUCUGCCACCGCCAUCAGACAAACCCCUACAUUUUCCGCCGCCAUCCCGCAUUGACUCCCUCAGUUACUCGCCUCCCAGAGAGCUCUCCCAGAGAACCGCCGAUGUCGGUGGCGCAUUCACUUCGAAUGGCGUUGUUGCUAAAUCAGCUACUCCUUCGACUCCGGUGCGGUGCGUUCGCGGUUCUGAUAACGCUAAGGAUCUCGAAAUUGAGCGCUUAAAGAAGGAGCUGGGACGCGUUUCAAAGCAGCUUGCCAACUUGGAACAUGAGUGCUUCAAACUGAAGAAGGAAAGAAACAAGGAGGAUCAGCUUACAUUUGCUGAUUCAAGGAAUGAGGUGAAAGUUGCUAAUUUUCAUGGCUCGAGGAUUGCAAACUUAGAACAUGGAAUCCCGGUUGCAGAGCACCAUGGGGUUAGACAAGAACUUCCAAAUGCAAAAGCUUUUGAUGAUCAGAUUGGCCUGCAUACAGCCAAGUCAAGCUGUAAGGCAAUCGGAGUUCAGGCAGAUCUAAAUACUUGUCUUGAUCUUUCUAAGAAGUUGCAGGACAUCUGGGGCUUGCCAAGUGACCAACAGUUUGGUAGAAAUCUGAUAUCCAAGUUGUUUGCAGUCUGUUCGAAAGAUAUUAACGUCCUGUUUGGCUUCAUUAGUAUAAGCUCACCUUCCAAAACCAUGGAACCACUGGCAGUUAAGAGCUCUGUCGAUAUGGCUUUGCAGCAUUCUAUGCAGCCUUUUCAUAGUUCUGAAGCUGCUAAAGUAUCUCGUUUCUACUCUGCUCUGACAAAGAUUGGUAAUGGAAUGUCGCAGUUGGAGGCUCUAUUUGAAUCGUUAUUUGAUCUCUGUAGUGUUGAAAAUGUAGUUAUUGUUUAUAGUUCGCUCUGUAUACUAUAUGUCUUGUUGAAGCACCUUCUUACUUUUGAAAGGAAAUCCAAAGGAAGGGACAAUUUCUUGGCUGAGUGUCUUCACUCUGGGAGCAGCAUUGAUGAUAUAUUUGGAUGUGAAACUAGAGGACGGGAUUGUGUUGGCAUGGAUGGGACUUAUGGAAGUUGCAUGCCAACUGGAGUAAGACCUUCUGAAGCAGAAACUCUGUGCAAGAAAGGACAUUGCAGUACGGGCUCUUCGUUGCUUUUUUCAUGUAUAAACUGGAUUUAUCUCUUUGAAUCGAUGCAUCACAUUGUGAUGAAGAGUAGUGAAGAGUGUGUAAGAUUGAAAGCAGUCUCAAUUAUGAAUGUGAUUCUGAUGAGAACUGAUGCUUACACCGACAGAGAAAAGUUUGGCCUUAUUCAAGUGUUUGGAAGUAUUUCACAACUGCUUAGAAAGGAAGCUGGAUUGCUUGCACAAAAGGAGGCUGUGCACACUCUCCACCUGCUUUUAAAUUGUCCUAAGUUGGUGGUCACAUUCUGCUGUGGUUGCACAGUGGCAGCAGGUGCUGACACUGACAAGGAAAACACUGCUGCUUUUCAAGAAUUUACUCUGAUUCUCCAGGGGUUGGCUGACUGUAUAGCUUGCUCUGGGAAUAGUUUACAAGCUUUGGAACUUCGCAAAAAUGCAAUCACUUUACUGGCUUUCAUAGCCUCAUCUGGAAAAUUUGGGUUUGAAAUACUAGUGAAUUACAAGCUAUCUGGAGAGGCAAAUUUUCUAACACUGAUUCUGCAACUAUUGGUAUCUGAGAUAGACUUAGAAGCAUCAGUCUAUCCUGAGUCUGGUGAAACCUUUAGAGCAAGGACGUUAUUGAUACGGGAAGUGCUGAUAUUACUUAAUAGACUUGUGUCCAACCCAGUACACUCUGCGACUGUCUUGAGAUUAUUAACCAACAGCAGGGAUAUGGUCAGUUUAACCAUUGAUGUUGCAAACAGGUUGUCCAGAAAAGAACCGAAACGAAGGCAUUCUGACAGCAUAACUAAGCAGAUGAGAGAAUCUGAAAUUGUCGACUUGGGACAAAUAUUCAAGAGAAGGGUUUCGACUUAUCUAGGAGAAUAACUGUCUGGUGCAGUAAAAAAUAAUCUGUAAAUUGUGGCUUUUUCUCAGAGAAAGAAGCUGAGGCUUUGGUGGAGGGUGCGUCUAGGGAUUGGGCGAGGUGUGAGAGCUCUAUACUGCUUCAUCUCAUCGGAAAAUUUUGACAAUAUCUUGAUAUAGUUAAGGCCGAAGCAAUUUUGAAGCACAAUUAGCUGAUUUUUAACUUAUAAGUGUAGUUAGGGCUUUGCAUAUUCAGUUUCAUGUGCAAGAACCAUUAUAAGUGUUUCUCUACGUAAAAGAGGCCCAGUUCUUUUCUUCAAACUCAUAGAAUGAGAAAAAUUCUGGAUAAAUUUGUUGUCGAAAUUGAUGGUUUGAUUUUACAGGUUGCAAAAUAGGGCAGGGCCUUUGUGGCUGUCUAUUGGCAAAUCCAGAACAAUAUUACAAACUGGCUAUUCACAAUUAUUUAAAACGAGUUUGAAGCGUGUCGCUGCU
Messenger RNA from Theobroma cacao (cacao), 2667 nucleotides. It is a transcript of the gene SUV2, whose product is annotated as protein dimerization. Gene Ontology annotation, biological process: DNA damage response. Lineage: Eukaryota; Viridiplantae; Streptophyta; Magnoliopsida; Malvales; Malvaceae. The record is from RefSeq and is a predicted model, not a curated record.